This is a messenger RNA of Kalmanozyma brasiliensis GHG001, 5619 nucleotides long. Its product is annotated as Protein of unknown function DUF3684. The transcript has a single exon. The coding region runs from base 1 to 5619 and encodes 1872 amino acids. The record is from RefSeq and is a predicted model, not a curated record. Lineage: Eukaryota; Fungi; Basidiomycota; Ustilaginomycetes; Ustilaginales.
AUGGCCGCCUCGGCUGCCAGCGAGCUCGCUCGCAAAGCUCUUCUCAACGACGCUCGCCAAGAGGAAGCCAUCACCGUCAAUCAGCGCGCCCUCAUCGACAAAAUCCUCGCCAGGUACGCCGCUGAAUUCACCGUCUUCAGAGAACUCCUCCAGAACGCAGAUGAUGCUGGUGCUACUCACUGCGAGCUUCGCUUCGAGUCACAACGUGCCAAAGCGGCUGCUUCCACUGAAGCGGGUGCGUCCACCUCAACCCUCUUACCCGACUUCAAAGCUACGCUCAGCAACUGGGUCUUUCGCAACGAUGGCAAACCUUUCGGCAAGGACGACUGGUCGAGACUUCGAAGGAUCGCAGAGGGUAAUCCUGAUCCGGACCGCAUCGGUGCCUUUGGUGUCGGCUUCUACUCGCUCUUCAGCAUCUGCGAAGAGCCCAUCGUCUCCUCAGGCGACGAGCUCAUGGGCUUCUUCUGGAAAGGCGAUGCCCUCUUCACAAAGCGAGCCAAUAACGCCGAUCGCCAAAACUCACCUUCCGGGAAUCCAUGGACCACCUUCUUCAUGGCUCUCCGUGAACCCUCGCCCUUCCCAGACUCGCCCAUGGCCCUCGCCAAGUUCCUUGCCACCUCGCUCACCUUCACCACCAAGAUUCGCUCCGUCGGCCUCUACUGGGACGAUCACCUUCUCUGCAAGCUCGAUAAGAAGCUCGCUCUCCCCAAGUCCAUGUCCAUGCCCGGCCAUUUGAACGCAUACAGCCCUAAUCGUAUCAUGAAAGUGCGUGACCUCGAAUCCACCGCUGUUCAAAUCGACGUGCAAGCCCUGCAACUGGUCAUCGAUGCAGCAGAGAAGGAAAAGCCCAGAUCCAAGCAAUCGCUUGCGUCCGCGCUUGGCAAGACAGCCGGCGGUGGCUUGACUUCGAUGCUACAGAGCGCUUUUGGCUUUGGAUCUUCAUCCGCAAAGGAAAAGGAAAGGGAACGAGAACGCGAGCUGCAACGACGAAGAGAAGCGGACGCUGCCAAGGAACAAGAGAAACGCCGUCUCGAUGCCACGGCCGCCGCGCUCACGUCCGUCUCGGCCUCGAUACAUCUGCGCAUUGCCACCGCCAACGUCAGUGUCUCUUCAGAUAAAGCCUUCGAAAGAGAGAUCGAACGCAGCACAAAGAAACCACCUCCCAAAGUUACCGCCUUCCACCUCAUUUUCACCGGCAAAGAGGAAUACGACGCCAGCUUCCCCGACGAGAACGACGAAGCCGACGCCUCGAUAUCGAUCACGUCCUCAGCUGUUGCACUCGACAAAGGCGUUCGUCAGAUCUUCUCUGGACUCAUGCCUCGUCUCGAAGACCAAGGUCACGCCUUCAUCGGCUUCCGCACUCAUCAGACCACUGGUUUCAGCGGCCACAUUGCUGCCCGCUUCAUCCCAACUGUCGAACGAGAAUCGCUUGACUUUGUCGACAAAUACUGUGCCCAGUGGAACUCGGAGCUGCUUUCCAUGGGCGGUUACGUCGCACGCGCAGUCUACGAGAACGAGCUGACCGACAUUGGUCGUCUAUGGACCAACACCUUCUCGGACAAGCGACCGGCCAAGCCUGACGAUCCUCUGGCAACAGCACUCAAAGAUCGUGCGCUCCAUCUCAUGCGCUUCUUCACCUUCCGCGCCUCGUCGCCAUCGUCGCGCGUCUCUUCCCUCUUCCUCACCUCCUUCUUCGGUGCAGCACGCCAGAACACCAUCUCGCUCAUGUCGACGCGCGGUGUCAAGCAUUCAGCUGCGGUCCGCAUUCCCAACGCGCUCCUUUCGGACUUCAUCAAGGACCUUGCUGUCAUUCCCCCGGAUCACGUCGACGAAGCUGCCGAUUUUGUGCGAGAAGUCCGCUCCCGCAACCUCGUCCAGGAUAUCACCAUGGACGAUGUCUUCUCAGAGCUCUCCUCGCGCGCUCUCACGCCACUCGAGAUGGUCGCCUGUCUCAAGUGGUGGGUCAGCGUCGCCGCGCAUCCUUCCUACGACAUCAGCUUGCGCUCCAAGCUGCUCAACAAUGCUAUGCUCACCAUUGCGGAUCCCAAAGACGCUGCUGUUCCCGAAAAGAUUCAGCCUCUGAGCUCGGUGCGCUUCUAUCUCAACACAUCUCGUCUGCCCACCGACGUGCCUCUCCCAGACACUUGUCUUUCGUACGAGGUCUCCAAGUCGUUCACCACCAACGAGCUCUCGCGCGUCUUUGGCUGGUCCGAGCUGACGGUGUCGGCGUGGCUCAAGAACCUCGUCCAGAUCAGUGUCCAAGCUCAGCGUUCUGGAUCGACUGCCAUGGCUGAGACAAACUUGCAGACGACGCCCGCCUUUGCCGAAAAGGUGCUUCUGACUUUGUCUCGAGCUUGGUUCGCGCUGCCUUCCUCCCAGCACGACGAGAUUCAGCAGAUCUUGGCCGACGUCACCUGCAUCCCCACUCGCCUACAGAUGCAAAAGCCCAACGAUGCUUACUUUUCCAACGUCUCGCUGUUCUCCGAUCUGCCCAUUGUCGAGCUCCCUACAGCACAAGUCAAAGGCAAUCUGGAAAAGAUGCUCAUUGCGCUCGGUGUGCGUCGCCAUGUCGAGCUGCAGAUGAUCUUCAACCGCCUCGUGGCGGGCGGAGGAUGGUCGCACGUCGAUCUAGUCGCCUAUCUCGCUUCCAAUAAGGACACGCUUUCAGAUCUGGAGAGGGAAAGGCUCAAAAAGACCGCCAUCUUCCCCAAGCACGGCGAGGUGGGCUCUCUCAAGGAAGACGGCAAGCCUCGCAUCGUUCGUUAUCGCGCAUCCGAACUGUACGAGCCUACCGAGGCGCUCAAGGCUCUCCAGUUGCCGGUACUGGACUGGGCCGACAAGCCGUGGAAGCCUAACUCCGACGAGGCUCGCUUUGUCUUUGAUCUAGGCUUGCGACGCUACCCGCCCAUGGAGACCGUGCUCGAGCUGGCGUCCACCUCGUCAAAUGAGGUUCUGCGAUCAAAAGCCAUGGCUUUCUUCUUCGACAAGUUCCACGCGCACUAUGCCAACCAGUACACGCUCUACCGCGCCGAAAAGUACGCUUUCGUACCAGCAAGACUGCCCAACGAGAACAAGCUAGUGCUUCGCAAGCCCACCGAGGUCUUCACGAACGCCGAAGCUGCCGUCAUGGGCUUCGCGGUUGCUGGACCCGAAGUCAAUCUCGCAGAUCUGCCGAAGCUUGGCCUGCGCUCGAAUCCGACAUCAGCGCAAUUGAUCUACAAACUCGUCAACGCGCCGACCAAGGACGAAGCACUGGCACGCAAGAUCUUCGAAUACCUGGCUACGGUGCCCGAAUUCAGUCUGAACGACUUUGCCCAACUGCGAGGCGCCGAAUUUAUUCCUGUGCGUCGCAACAAGCCCAGCGCUGCAGUGGAUGCUGCCGCUGCGAAGGAGUCGUCAUCAUCGUCUGCCACGGGCGAGGUGGUAUUGGUGGCACCCAUGAACUGCUACUUUGGCGGCUCGGCCUCGGACACGCAGUUCAAAGAUGUCUUCUUCUAUUGCGACUUUGGCUCAGUCGCAGGAGCCUUCCUCAAGAACUGCGGUGUUCGAAACGAGCCCAGCAUCGAAGAGGUCGCCGAGCGUUUGGUCAGUGAGCCGCAACGCUUCUACCAGCUCGCCGGCAGCGCGGACGCCUACCUUGGCAUUCUUCGCCAAAUUGCCACGAACUGGAGCCGCAUCCGCACUCCCCUUCGCAAUCAAAUGGCACGCUCUGCCUUCUUGCUUGGCUCGAAGCGUGUCAACGAGAGUAAAGCAAAAGCAAGCGGUCAAAGAACAGGUCAUCUGCUGGACGAUGAUGACGACGAGCAGGACGAAGAGGCAGACGACACUGGCACGCUGGUCUACGCGCUCAAGAAGCCAUCGGACGUCAUCAUUGUCGAUGACGCCAACUCGCACAUGCUCUUCGCUUCGUCGCUUUUCUAUGCGCCACACGAGGAUCUGUUGCAAGAAGGGCUGUACGGGAAGCUCGGCUCGCCUCGCUUGAGCGCAUUGGUCGAGGAGCGCUAUUCGAUCGAAGGACGCGUCCUCAAGGACACCCAGCGCGCUCGCGAGAUCAAAGCGCUCGUCCUCGAACGUACGCCUCUCUUCCUCUUCGAGAAGCGACAGUCUUCUCGUUCCGAGAUUCGCAAGGAUGCAGAGUGGCUCAAGGGGGCGCUGGAAGUCGAGGAGAUCGACGGAGCGGGACUUCGUCUGGUACGAACGCUGCGCUACGACCGAGUGCACGAACAAAACGUGCAAAAGUGCACCGCUACUGCGUCGAUGCGUGGCUCCAAGCUGAUCCUGCAUCUGUCGUCCUCGAUGGAAGUCGACUUCUUCGAGGUGGCCACGUCGCUGAGCAAGUAUCUGCUCACCAAGCAAAGAUUGCAGGAGGUUCUUCUCUACAUGACGCUGCUUUCGACCUCGCUGCGCAACCUCAAGCGCCGAGGCUUCCACGUGGACAAGAUUCUGUCGCAGCGCAAGGCGGAACGAGAAGCUGCCGAGGCCAAGAUGCGGGAAGAUCGCCUGAAAGCGGAAGAGCGAGCUGCCGAGGAGAAGGCGACAGAUGCCAAGCUGGCCGACUGGCGAAAGCAGGUGCUGAGCGUCUUUCCCGACGCAGAUCCCAGCUACGUGGAUCAGGCGCUUCGAAGCCACAGCGAUGCUCACGUCGAGCGCACCACGAACGACAUGCUCAGCAGCAACUAUCCGCGCAGAAGCAAGGAGCUUCCAUCGACCAGCAAUCAGCUCACAAACGACUUUGGUGCACCUUCCGAUCUCCGAGCAGGCGGCGGCAACAUGAAUGCUGGAACGGGCUUCUUCUCUGGCUUCAAGAACAAGUUCAUGCAGGCUGGAGGCAAGCCACGCAGCUCGCUCGCCGACGGGACCAGUUCGAUCGAGCGUCCUGGCGCAGGUUCAGGAUGGCCAGCAGGUCCAGAGGGCAUUGCAGCUGCUGGACGAUCCGAUGAGGAUCGAUCGUUGGGCGCAUUGUCACCGUCUUCGUCCUCGACAGGCAUGACUCGGGCCGCGACAGCUCCGACCAGCGAAGUGACGCCUCUCUCUUCGAUUCAGAACAACGUGCUCAAGGCGAUCCGUGCCUCUCGCCCGGACGCGUCUUCGACGAUCAAGAGCGAAGCACGACAGACGCAGAUCAAGGAAGCGGCCAACUCGUACUGCGAUCAAGGCGUCGAGACGGAUCUCAAGCUGGCGGGCGAGGUGGCAGGAAUGAAGGUAUACCUGCACACGUCGCUCGAUGCUGCCUCGAUGCUGCAAGCCAAUGCAGCUGCGCUGGAACGCCUGAUCAACCGCGUCUAUAAGCCCGUGGGAAGCAUCUUUGGCCUUGACCCGCGAAGCAUGUACGUGUUUUGCGAUACGGCUGGCCCAGCGAUUGCAUUCAAUCGCGGCGGAGCCAUCUACCUCAACUUCCGGUACUACCUGGCGUGGCACGACGAGAUGGUCAAGCAGGGCAAGUUGGCGGAUCCGCUCGUGUCGACGUAUUUCAGUGUUGCGCACGAGAUCGCGCACAACGUGGUGGCAGCGCACAACGCGGAGCACGAAUGGUACUUUAGCGCGAUUGCGGAAAAGUAUAUUGUGUCGCUGGUCGAGUAUAUUGCGCGGGCGGAGGGUGGUGCGGGGAGUCGGGCGUAG